Phaethon lepturus (White-tailed tropicbird) is the source of this 713-nucleotide messenger RNA. RefSeq names its product proteasome (prosome, macropain) 26S subunit, non-ATPase, 9 (gene PSMD9). Gene Ontology annotation, molecular function: protein binding. The record is from RefSeq and is a predicted model, not a curated record. The coding region runs from base 62 to 562 and encodes 166 amino acids. Gene Ontology annotation, cellular component: nucleus; cytoplasm. NCBI's taxonomy places the organism in Eukaryota, Metazoa, Chordata, Aves, Phaethontiformes, Phaethontidae. The transcript is spliced from 5 exons. Gene Ontology annotation, biological process: proteasome regulatory particle assembly.
CCUGCAGCGCCGGCUCGCAGCCCCACGGCCGCCUCUUCCCUCGCAGCAAAAGGGCGUCGGGAUGAACGAGCCGCUGGUUGACGCGGAGGGCUUCCCCCGCGACGACAUCGACCUCUACCAAGUGCGCACCGCUCGGCACAACAUCAUCUGUUUGCAGAAUGAUCACAAGGCCCUGAUGAAGCAGGUGGAGGAAGCUCUUCACCAGCUGCAUGCCCGGGAGAAGGAGAAGCAUGCCAGGGAUGAGGCGGAGGCGUUGGCCGAGGCGAUGAGCCAGACCCAGAGCCUGCCACAGGCUUUUGCCAAAGUGAACGCAGUGACUGCAGGAUCUCCUGCAAGUAUCUCGGGGCUUCAGGUUGACGAUGAGAUUGUGGAGUUUGGUUCUGUCAAUGUAAACAACUUCCAGAACCUGCAGAACAUUGCCACGGUGGUGCAGCACAGCGAAGGGAGACCCCUGAGUGUGACUGUGAUCCGUAGCGGCAAAAAAGUGCACGUGGGGCUGACUCCGAAGCGCUGGGCCGGGAAGGGCCUCCUGGGCUGCAAUAUCAUUCCCUUGCAAAGAUGACCAUUGCUUGGAAAACAAUAAAGCUGAAGCUUGUGCCUGCUUUCUGGGCUCUGAUCUGGUUUGAAAACUUCCCUAUGUGUUUUUGCUGAAAGAAACGUUUCCGAGGCUGUGACCUCUAGGUGCCUGACUCGCUGAGUCUGAGGAGGUUCUG